AUGACAUCUGGUAUCUUCCUGGGCGACGACAUCGGCCGCAACGAAGACUGGUUAAGGAUCACCAGCGAGUAUACAUUUCACAGCCUCGAAGCAAUCGUAAAGAUCAACCUUGUACCUAGGCCGCUUCGGGGCAUGCUUCACUGGUUCUUUGCAGAUUGCAAAAAAGUGAGGCGAUGUUAUGCCCAAGCGCAGGAGUUCUUGAGACCUAUUGUCGAAAAUCGAAAUACGAAAGGCCAGUUCAAGACUGGAGACAAGUUUAAACCGAUAUUCAAUGACAGUAUCGAUUGGGCCGAGCACGAGAGCAACGGUCAUUCCUACGAACCGUCCGCCUUCCAACUCAUACUAUCAUUUACAGCAACACAUAACACAACGGACCUUUGCACCUAUACGUUAGCCCUGCUGGCCAGCAACCCAGAAUUAUUUGAACCAGUGCGCAGAGAGAUGGUCGACACCCUUCGGUCGCAUGGAUGGAAGCAAGGGGCGCUCGAUGAUCUGAAAUUGCUCGAUAGCGCGAUAAAAGAGGCGCAGCGUCUAAAGCCUAUCGAUUUAGAAUACUAUCAUUGCCGGCGAUUUGAAGAUACGUAA
Messenger RNA from Hirsutella rhossiliensis, 585 nucleotides. RefSeq names its product cytochrome p450 domain-containing protein. Gene Ontology annotation, molecular function: iron ion binding; monooxygenase activity; oxidoreductase activity, acting on paired donors, with incorporation or reduction of molecular oxygen. The transcript is spliced from 2 exons. The record is from RefSeq and is a predicted model, not a curated record. Bases 1 to 585 code for a protein of 194 amino acids. NCBI's taxonomy places the organism in Eukaryota, Fungi, Ascomycota, Sordariomycetes, Hypocreales, Ophiocordycipitaceae.